AUGGCCUACCUCGCCCGCACUCUCCCAAAAAGGGUCAUAACCCCCUCCCUAACCCAAUCCAUCCGCCAAACCCGAGCACUAAGCACACCAACCCUCCAAUCCACACCAACAACCCGCACACCCCGAACAAACCAAAGACACCUCCUCCCCCACCGAACCUACCACUCAGCCCUACACGCCCGGCUCCCAGACCACUCCUACACAAACUCCCAAACCGCAAUCCUCACCUCCGCACUCGCGCACGUGCCCACACACGGCUUCUCCGCCACAGCCCUAACCCUCGGCGCGCGUGACGCCGGCUUCCUCGACGUCUCGGUGCAACUCCUCCCGCGCGGCGAAUUCGACCUCAUCCUCUUCUGGCUUGCUAGUCGACGGGGUCUGUUGCGCGGGAAGGUCGAGGAGGGCGGAUUAUUCCGGCGCAUUGCGGCGGAGAAGGGGAAGGAUGUUCAUGAGCUUGGUGUUGAGGAGAGGGUUAGGGGAUUGCUUUUGGAGAGGUUGAGGAUGAAUGCCGAGGUUAAGGAUGUUUGGCAGGAUGCUCUUGCGCAAAUGUCGCUUCUUGCUAAUAUCCCCCUCUCUCUUACGGAGCUGCAUGCCCUCGCUUCGGAUAUUCUUACACUCUCUGGUGAUGACUCCGUUGAUGCGACUUGGUACACGCGCCGUCUUGCGGUGUCGGCUAUAUAUGCCAGUGCUGAGGUUGUUAUGACGCGUGACCCGACGCCAGAUCUUGUGGAGACGGCUGCGUUUGUGGAGCGUCGGUUUGAGGAUCGGAAGGCGCUUGCUGAUAAGAUUACUGGGAUUGGACAGUAUGCUGGGUUUGGGUGGAAUACUGCUAUUGGGCUGGGGCGAAGCUGGGGGUUGAAGAUUUGA
Messenger RNA from Penicillium expansum, 867 nucleotides. RefSeq lists its product as uncharacterized. Bases 1 to 867 code for a protein of 288 amino acids. Gene Ontology annotation, molecular function: lipid binding. The transcript is spliced from 2 exons. NCBI's taxonomy places the organism in Eukaryota, Fungi, Ascomycota, Eurotiomycetes, Eurotiales, Aspergillaceae. The record is from RefSeq and is a predicted model, not a curated record. Gene Ontology annotation, cellular component: mitochondrial inner membrane. Gene Ontology annotation, biological process: ubiquinone biosynthetic process.